GGACUCACCACCUCUUUUCCGGUUUCCUACGGUGCAUGACUUCCUUUCACUUUAACCCUUAAUGAAUUAAUCUUUUGAACAUCAAGUACAAUUUUCUGGACUUAGAAUGGAAUUUUUUUUUUUUUACGUUUUGAUGUGGCAUGUCGGAUCCGGCCAUAACUUCUGGGCCGGGUUUGGGGUGCUAUACAGUUGGGGAUCAUCAGUGUUAGCCAUUUUGUACCGCGAACUUUGUCGGACGACAGAUCCCUCUGCGGUGGACAUAGGUGGAUGUCUCAUACUGCUACAGUCGUGGGCACUUUAUCGGAUGCCAUUCUUGGCAUCCAUUAGUCACCAAUCAUAUACAUUUCCACUCGUUAAUAGAUGGAGCACGAAUCUAGGUAUCGGGAGGUCAUACACGGUUCUGAUAUACUGUCUAAUGAUUGAGAAUCAUUCUGGAGAGGGAUUCAUUUGGAUGCCAUAUUCUGAUCCUGAAGUUACAGUUGUUAUUCCAUCGUAUGCUCAGGUCCACUCACACUUAUGGUGCAUUAGCGCACCCCUUAUCCAUUUUCAGACGGUGGAGUGGUAUCAUGGCGAUCGGGUAAUCCGACAGUUCGGUUGUAUACAAUAUAUCCCGACACAGCCAGUACGAUUGGAUGCACAGCUACAUGGCAUGACUAGGAGGGGGAGGCAUGGAACUGAUUGGGGAGAUGAGCAUGAACAAUAUAUUACGAUGUGGAACAACCGGUUUAGUAGGGUACCUCAGAUGGAUCGUUGUUUGGAUCUGCAGCAUCGCCACAGUACCUACAGCGGUACUAUGAGAAGGGGAAACCAUUUUUAUUUGGUGGGCGGUCGAUGGUAGUCCCCCCGCAUACGACACGAAUUGGGCAGCAUUUACCACAUCCGCAUCAUGCACCAAAGUUGGAGCCGAAGUCGGAGCCAGAGCCGGAACUACACUCCGGGAAUAGUUCUUAUCAUCCAGAUUUGGGCGGCAGUAACUAUUUCCUGGGCUCUUCAUCCCACGGAUAUCAUUCAGAGUUUGAUAUCUUCAGCCCACCAUCAUACUCCACUCCUUCCGGCUCGUAUCCACUACAGUACUCUGCUCUUUCCAGCUCGUAUCCACCACCAUACUCCGCUCCUUCUAGCUCGUAUCCACCACCGUACUCCGCUCCUUCUAGCUCAUAUCCACCACCAUACUUCGCUCCUUCUGGCUCGUAUCCAUCGACAUUCUCUACUCCUCCCGGCUUGUAUCCAUCACCAUACUCUACUCCUCCAGAGUCGUAUCUACCGUCGUUCUCUACUCCCCCAACUCGAGUUCAUCGAUUGCAUUUGAUAUGGAUGAAGAGAACGUUGAUUGUCAUAAUCGUCCGCAAUGUGAACGUCGAGCUCCAUAAAGAGAUACCCCUAGAACGACACCAUCAAACCGUCAAUUUUAAGGGGUUUUGUAAUAUAAAUAACUUCAUAUUUAUGUAAUGAAUUUUAUUUGGCAUUUUAUUUAUGAAUUUGAGAGUGGAUUUUGGAA
Molecule: messenger RNA, 1498 nt
Organism: Gossypium arboreum
Lineage: Eukaryota; Viridiplantae; Streptophyta; Magnoliopsida; Malvales; Malvaceae
Product: serine/threonine-protein phosphatase 7 long form homolog
Exons: 3
Coding region: 107-838 (243 amino acids)
Source: RefSeq, a predicted model, not a curated record